Callorhinus ursinus (northern fur seal) is the source of this 606-nucleotide messenger RNA. It is a transcript of the gene CSTL1, whose product is annotated as cystatin like 1. Lineage: Eukaryota; Metazoa; Chordata; Mammalia; Carnivora; Otariidae. The record is from RefSeq and is a predicted model, not a curated record. Gene Ontology annotation, molecular function: cysteine-type endopeptidase inhibitor activity.
AUCCAGCAGGCAGAAAUCUGUGGUGAGAAAGGAGGCAGGAGAGUAAAGAGAACUUAUCUCUAAAGGAGGCAUAGGGAAUAGUUGAUGGCUGGGUUAAAAAGGUAGAAUCCACAGCAGGUGCAGUGGUUAGAAGGUUUCCGAGGCUACAAGAUGGGAGUUGGAUGUUGGAGGAACCCUUUGUUGCUGUUGGCUGUCCUGAUCCUGGAAGCCAGACUAGGUCAUUUUCAAAGGUGGGAAGGCUUCCAGGAGAAGUCCAUGAGCAAGACAAACAUGAAUUCAACGCUCCAAUUCUUCAUGGAAACCUACAACAAUGCUAGCAAUGACACCUACUUAUUUCAAGUCGACAAGCUACUUCGAAGUCAGAUGCAGCUCACAACUGGAGUGGAGUAUAUGGUAACUGUGAAGAUUAGCCGGACCAAAUGCAAGAGGAAUAGCACAAGUAAUUCAUGUCCCAUUCAAAGCAAAAAGAAGCUGAAAAAGAGUUUCAUUUGUGAUUUUUUGGUGUACACUGUGCCCUGGAUGAACUAUUACCAACUCUGGAACAACUCUUGUCUGGAGGCUUGAAUGCAUUGGUGCAAAGAUGUUUGAUAAAAACUUAGAUGGUCA